Molecule: messenger RNA, 636 nt
Organism: Abrus precatorius (Indian licorice)
Lineage: Eukaryota; Viridiplantae; Streptophyta; Magnoliopsida; Fabales; Fabaceae
Product: protein DMP3
Exons: 1
Coding region: 1-636 (211 amino acids)
Biological process (GO): endomembrane system organization
Source: RefSeq, a predicted model, not a curated record
AUGUCGGUGAGACAACGAGGUACAGAACCCGCACCGAGGAAGCAAUCGGACACAGAGGAAAACGCAGAACCUAGGUCCGUAGCCGUAGCAGUAGAAGGUCGAAGUGGACUCUCUCAAACCCUAAGCAGCACAGCGAACUUGGCCAAUUUGCUUCCCACGGGGACACUCUUAGCAUUCCAGAUUCUGACGCCCGUUUUCACGAACAACGGGGUGUGUGACUCCGUUACGCGGCCCCUCUCAUUGGGCCUGCUUGUCCUAUUGGGCCUGUCAUGCUUCGUGGCCUGCAUGACGGACACAGUGAAGGCCUCGAAUGGAGAGGUGUAUCAUGGGCUGGCCACUCUGAAAGGCCUGUGGCUAUUUGACAGUCCUACGGAGGCGUCAAGUCUACCCGACCUGAGGAAGUACAAGCUGAGGUUCAUCGAUUGUGUCCACGCGCUCUUGUCCGUGUUGGUGUUCUCUGCAGUGGCUUUGAGGGACAGGAACGUGUUGAGCUGCUUUUACCCAACGCCUCAGCAUCAAACUCAGGAGGUUCUUGAUAUUGUGCCUCUUGGGAUUGGUCUCAUCUGCAGCUUGCUCUUCCUCGUUUUUCCAAGCACAAGGCACGGGAUUGGCUUCCCCGUUACACCUGGCAAAUGA